Messenger RNA from Hibiscus syriacus, 1044 nucleotides. Its product is annotated as heavy metal-associated isoprenylated plant protein 35-like. Gene Ontology annotation, molecular function: metal ion binding. The record is from RefSeq and is a predicted model, not a curated record. NCBI's taxonomy places the organism in Eukaryota, Viridiplantae, Streptophyta, Magnoliopsida, Malvales, Malvaceae. Bases 1 to 894 code for a protein of 297 amino acids. The transcript has 4 exons.
AUGGUCAUCUUAACAUUGUUGAGUGACCAUUUUCGUUCGUCUCCCCUUUCUCAACACUCCCCCAUUCUCUCUCAGAAGAUGGCUGCCGAUCAAGAUGCCGUUGGAGGAGCACUGAAAUAUAAGACAUGGGUUUUGAAAGUCCUCAUCCAUUGUGAAGGCUGCAAGAAGAAAGUCAAGAAAGUUCUUCAUGCCAUUGAUGGUGUUUAUGAGACGAAGAUAGAUUCUCAACAGCACAAGGUGACGGUCCUUAGCAGCGUGGAUGCAGAAACGCUCAUCAAGAAGCUGACCAAGUCUGGAAAACAAGUCGAGCUUUGGCCGGAAUUAAAGCCUGAAAAGAAAGACAAAAAUCCCGGCAAAAAAAACAACAAUAACAAACAGAAAGAUGGCGGCGGAGAAGCCGGUGGUGGUGGUGGUGAUGAUAAUCAUGACACAAACAAUAAUAAUUCAGCAGAGAAACCGAAACCAGCCAGCGCCGCCACUAAAGGCACUGCCAGAGAUAACCAGCAUGACCAAAUGGGAGGCAAAAGCGAGGAACUCGACCCUACACAAAGUUCUAGUGGUGCUACCAAUGGAGGUAAUAAAAAGAAGAAAAAGAAAGGCCAAAAAGCCAACCCUAGUCCCAACGGCGAUACUCAAUCGGCCGUGGCACCUUCGGACCAUGCACCAAUCAAUCCGAGCCCUCGGAUUCAGCCAAUGUACCCUUACACGCCUCUGCUCUAUGGCUUUCCAUUUUGUGGGGUAAGUUACAACACCACUUACCCUAGCUCAAGCUCCUUAUAUUUCUCCCCUACAAUGCAUUACGUGCCACCAGCUCCAGCGUCCGAUCCAAGCGAUAAAUUCAGUGAGAAUUAUUACUACCAUGACGAUGAUGAAAGUGGCUGCUCAAUCAUGUGAAACAAGGGAUUAAUCAUGUAUGCAAAUUUGAAAGGAAAAAAAAGGCACUUUUGCUUAGGGAGAAAUCAAAAGCUGUUCUUACUUUUUAUUGGGGUUUGGAGGGUUUUAUAGUUAUUAGCUUGUCUUUAUUUACGUUGUUUGUAAUAACUU